GCUGCUUCUCUCAUUCCUGCUUUACGUCAAUGUCAGGGUUUUGGUUCUGUCCGAGACCGAGCUGCAAAAAGAGAAAUCAUCGCUCGACGUCGACGCUGAGUUUCCUGACAUCAUACCUCUUCUGCAAGCAACUGAUGGGAAUGGGGGAGGAGGAACAACCACAACGUUUCGCAGCAUCACAUAUGGGGAGAAGACAGAUCAGCGGACCAUCACCACAAAUGGGAAGACAGAUCCGCAGACGGGUCUCGAAGUAAGCGAAAAAGACGAGGAUGAAAGUCUAAUCUUCAUUUUUCUUGAUGAAGAAGAAGACCGAAAAGAUCUUCCCGUGAGUAUCGCUCAUCCCAAAUUGGCACGGUUGGGCGUAGAGCCUGCAGCCUCAUCCUCAAUCAUUUUCAACAAAGAUAUUGUGGGUGGCAAAGAGAUUGGACGCGGGGGCAAAGGUCGCAUAUUCCAGAUUGAAGACAGUAGCACGAAGAAGAAAAGAGCCCUGAAACAUGUUGUAGUUCCACUUGACCUAACUAUUGAAGAACAAAAGAAGCUUUUCCACACAGUUCCGGAAGUGAAAACGGGUGGUGCCGAUAAAGUAAAUGUGGAUAAGCCAAUAACAUCUUGGGCUGUGGACAGUGACAACGUGUACAGAGACACACUUUUGACAUAUUUUAUACAGCGCGUCCCUCUAGUCGUACAGGCGCUGAGAGAAGCCUACGUGGCCCUUGACAUCUCUAGCCAUGAGCCGCACCCCGCAUGUUGCGUCCAGACCUACGGCGUGUACGUCGCUUUUUCGCGUACCACACAGUUUCGGAAAAGGAGUAGCGGCGCUCAAUAUGGAGACAACCAGCCGAUUCCACUUUCUUCUUAUCGUGUUCAUUUUAUCCACGAAAUGGAACUAGUGCAGAAUGGGGAUUUCUCACAAUUUCUGCCGCCCAGUAUCCCUAUUGCUGUUCAGUGGCCAAUCUUGGUAGGCGAGUUCUUCAGGGAUGCAGCAAAAGCUGUGCAGGAAAUGCACGGCCUCGGCUGGACUCAUGGUUUAUGGCCAAACAUUUGUAGAAUUCUCCCGCAAGAUAGGCCAAUGACCUUCAGGCCGGAGCCGCAGUGCGCGGGCCGAGGUCUUUAGAGUCUUCAUUAAGUGCUCACGACCCCCUGGUGUCGCUGUCGCUCUCGCGUAUUUUUCGACAGCUGGACGUUUCUUGUUCUCCAUUAUUCUCCCUUCGGAUUCUACUUCUAGCAUCCUCCUGUCUCUUGCCUUGUAGUUCAGCAUUGUCAUCACCAUCGUGAUCACUUCCUUCUCGCUUCCUUUUCAUGUUGCGACAUCAAGCCGGAAAACCUCCUACUCACGGCGCCUCUUAAAGCCCAAAGCGAUGGGGAUCACGCUGAGAAAAGGCCCAGGCUCAAACUCGCGGAUUAUGAUUUAGCACUGCCUGUCAAACUACACCGAGAAAAAGAUACUGCAGGGACUCCAGCCUAUGUGGACCCAGAGGUAGAAUGCAUCGGCGUCGCCGACGCAAUCGCCGCAGAUUGCUGGUCAGUCGGAGCGACACUCUACGAGAUUGCGUCAUUUUGCUGGGGCAAUAUUGAUGGGAAGGCGCCCCUGGAUGGGAAGACUGAAAAACUGCGUCAGGAAUGUGGAAAUUGGGUCAAGACUAAGAUGUUAUCGGGAGGAAUAGAGACAACUUAUGACUCAUAGUACUCAUUGCUCACCAGGCACCAUUAGCCUAGAAUAUCCCUGCUCUGUGUUUUUCCAGUAUACAAAUCGUGAAGCGUUCUUCCAAUAAAUACUGCACCAAAGCUGAUAAGUACUAUUUUUGAACUACCAAUUUUCAUCAUACUACUAUUUGUAUUUGUACUUUGUCAAUGAGUGACUGACAUAUUUUUACAUUUGCAGUGUUUCGGUUGAUGCCUUUAUAGUGCAGGUAAUUUACGGCUUUCAGGAUGCUCUAAUCGCAACCUUUUCGUCCGUGGUGGCUUGGUAGGAAUCGAGCAUUUGCUCGUGAUGAUAUCAUUCACAAGUUGCCGACAGGGGAACCCGUUUUAAGGGAAAAUUUUCCGCCCCCUUUCAAUCUUCAGAACCAUAAUGCUGUGCGAGACCAGUGUACCAUAGGAAAGUCGUCGUUUGAUUGUUUCAUAUCAGUACUGAGGGCGCAUGCUUUCAAUGUGCAGCCGGGAAAACGAGACUUGGAGAAGCUGGUGGAGUCGCUGGAAGCCAUCAAAGCGAAGAAAUACAAAGAAGAGGCACUACAACUACCGUCGCUUUCGCCUCCCGAGGCAGUUAUAGCGACCAAGACGCCCGCUACACCCUCAAAUCGGCCCACUACAGCGCCAGGAGGGCGUCGUCCAGCCGGCAGAAGUAGUCUGAAAAGCAGCCUCACUCAGACCUCCCAAUCUUCUCUAGUUUCCGACACAACUAAAACUACCAGCGAAGAUCAAGAUUCCAGUUCCAGACAACAGCUCGACGAUGCAUCGUCUGUAGCAAAUCAUCUGAACGAGGCAUCUGCAGUAGACCAUCCUAGUAAAAAGGGCAAGGAGGCAUUUGGAUCUGUCCUAGAAGUAGACUACACUGGUAAUAGUGCUGCCCUUCAUCAAGAAGAAUCUGCUUUCUCUGGUGCAAAGAAUAAUGAGGCAUCCGUUUUAGAAGUAGAUCAUACCAAGAAGGGUGCUUCAUCUGCAGUAGCCCCUACUACUAGUGGCAACGCGGCAUCUGUAAUAGUAGACCAUACAACAGAUGAUCCUACCAAGAACAGUGCUUUCAUCCAAGGUCAAGAAGAUUCUUCAACUUCAUCUGGUGGAAAGGACACGGACAACGACAAGAAAACUCGUAAAGGCAAGCUUCGGAAGAUCAAGAAGCACGAUUUCAGUGCGUUUUUGGAGCUAGCGAGCUUCGAGAGGGCAACGGAGAGCGUCGAUGCGACGUCGGAAAGCGUCGAAGC
Amoebophrya sp. A25 is the source of this 2924-nucleotide messenger RNA. Lineage: Eukaryota; Dinophyceae; Syndiniales; Amoebophryaceae. The record is from the annotation of a GenBank genome assembly.